UGCUGGAGUGACCUCUUGACAACAUCUUUCCCUCGAUUAAUUUGGUCAACCAAUAAAAACACACACACACGUUUAACACGUUUAAUACACGACAGGAUCGAAAUGACAUCAGCAGCCGAAAAGAAGCUUAACCUGGAGCGGGCCACAAACUUCAUGCGACAGUACCGAGACCCGCAGUCCCGUGAACUCAAGAAGUUGUCCGCCAACCAGUUCAUGGAGGUCUGGAGUCAUUACGACAAAGACGGCAAUGGGUAUAUAGAAGGGACGGAACUAGAUGGGUUUUUGAGAGAAUUUGUAUCCAGUGCCAACGCAGAAAACGUCAGCCCUGAGGCGGUGUCAGACGCCAUGUUGGUGGAGCUGAAGCAGUGUUUCAUGGAGGCAUACGACGACAACCAAGACGGCAAAAUAGACAUAAGAGAGCUUGCCCAGCUGUUGCCGAUGGAAGAGAACUUCCUAUUGCUCUUCCGUUUCGAUAACCCUCUCGAAUCCAGCGUUGAAUUCAUGAAGAUUUGGCGAGAAUACGACACAGAUGGGAGUGGAUACAUUGAAGCUGAUGAACUAAAGAACUUUCUACGAGAUCUGUUGAAGGAAGCGAAGAAGAUUAAUGAUGUGUCCGAGGAUAAACUCAUUGAGUACACUGACACCAUGCUUCAAGUAUUUGAUGCCAACAAAGAUGGACGACUUCAACUUUCAGAAAUGGCUAAGCUGCUACCUGUGAAGGAAAACUUCCUAUGUCGGCAAGUGUUUAAGGACGGGAUGGAAGGUGCCACGAAGUUAACUAAGGAUGAUAUUGAGAGAGUCUUUUCCCUCUACGAUAGGGACAACAACGGAACGAUCGAGAAUGAGGAGCUAAGAGGAUUCUUAAAGGAUCUCCUUGAACUUGUAAAGAAGGACUACGACGCACAAGACCUCCACGAGUUCGAGGAAACGAUUCUACAAGGAGUCGACUACAACCAGGACGGGAAAAUAAACAAGAAAGAGCUCACAAUGAUAUUGUUGGCACUGGCCAAACACAAUCAAGAAGAAGAGACCAGCGCAUAAGCUUAUCCGUAAACGGAUUUGUGAACAUACAAGAGCGGUUCCGGUUCCGCCACGUGUCCAGCUUGAAUGUCGUCAUUGUUUCAAGGCCAUCUGUCCCAGAACCGGAUUUUUGCAUACUCAAAGACUGGUGAUCCCGGGCCUGUUCUCGCGUUUUUAUUUCAUAUUAUCGGUAGAGUAAAAGUAGUAAGCGGAUGCCAAAUAUUGUGGGUAGUCCAUUAGGGACAGGAAGUAAAACAGGAAGUAAACUAUUCUUCAGAGACACCUUCAACAAGACAUAUUUCUGUGACCAUCCAACUUAAGUGUUUAUACUGGUACCUACUACCCCUCAUAUAAAAACAACAGCAUUUUUCGUAAGGCUAGUUACAUUGUUACUUCUGUAUAGCCGAAAUACCCCGUAUAAAAGCAUAAUCUGAUCAUUUCUUUUCCAUGUCAAUAUUCUCUGUAAUUUAAUUUUGAUUUUUCACAAAAGAGAACAACUGUGUUAAAACGUGUUAAAUAUUCAAAUAUUUAUUUUUAGAGAACAUAUCAAUUUGAAUAUAUCCAAACUACAUUUAUUUUUGUAUAGGUCUAUUUUUUUGUAAUCAAUAGUUCCAGCUGUGUUUUUUUUAACUUAUUUGCUGUACUAUUAACCUGAACGUAAACAAAUAAACUGUUGGUUAACUAAUUAGGAUUAACAAAGGAAGGAGGUCGUUAUGGAUUCAGUCUCUCUGCUUGCCAAACCUGUACAUCCAAUGUCAACAUAAAAUAUUGAUAGUUAUAUAUAGUACUGUAGAGUGGAAGUUAUGCACGUAUGUUCUUUACCUAAUGCACUUUAAGGCUUAUAUUCACAAGCACAUGUUUGCUCACAUACUCUUCUGAAAAGGGAUUAGACUAGUACUUCAUUCAUCAAACUUAAAACAAUUUUAGAAAAGCCAAUAAAUAUACAACAUAACUUAUUCACACUAUUUUUUUACGAUUUCACUUUCUCUAGUUUCAUAUUGUUUAAAACACUAUUAUUAGAUGAUGAAUCCUUAUCUAAAAUAACUCGCAGUAGGCAGACUAACUAGCCUACAACAAUAAAGUAUGUAUAAGAAAUAAAAACAAAAUAAUAUUUUUGUUAAGUAUAAAUGAUUUUUAUUAAUGAUAUUUAUAAUACAGUAGGCCUAUGUGAUUUUCAUAUUUAUGUUUCCAAUAAAAUUAAACUGCCUACAAGCCGCAAUGAAUACUACUUAUUUAUGAUGCUUUGUACUGAUUUUACAAAAGCAUACUAAUCCUAAUCUUACAUACGACUAUUUCAUCUUUAGUGCGUACCAGACUUAGGCAUUUUAACUUUGUAUAAGUAUCUUAGCUUAGAAGUCUUGACAAUUCUCCUGUAGGAAUGUAGAAGGUUUGUGGCAAAAAAAAUAAGCUGGAACACUUUAAAGCCUAAUAGAAAAAUCUAACAUAUGAGGGAAUAUUUGUUUUUUAAACGCACAAUUUCUUACGAUCGCUGGGUAUUUUUUGCUAGCUGAGCAAUAUGAUUACAAAAUUCUUACCACGCGUGUUAUACUCGUAUUUAACAUGAUCACGGAUUUUGUACUUCCACAAGAAACGUUUGUGACUGAUAUAUGCCAGAUAAAUAAAUUGUAUGAUGUUUUAAAAUCCUUAAUCUUAUUGUAUGGUUGCCAAAAUCAUUUUAUAGUUUAGAAAGUUUAGAUUGGGUUUUAUUUUAAAAAUUUAUAAAUAGACUUGUGUAUAUAUUUAAUAUUUUAUAUUGAUGUUAUGAGUGUUAUCGUUGUUUAGCAUAGUUUAUUUGGGAAUGCUUAUUUAAAGAUAAAUAGAGUGUAAUUAUAAGUUAAUAAUUUAAAGCUAUAUUUCUGAUUUUUACGCAUCUGGAUGCUCUUUUGUCGUAACUGUGAUAAGUGAAAUUUUGACAUGUUUCUUUAGUUCCUAUAAUUAUAGUUUUACAAAUACAUAAUUGACAAAUCAUAUUCAGCCAGUUGAAUAAAACGAUUGUAUAGGCCAAGUCCAUGUUUCGAAACUGGCAGUUAAAAAACCAUUUUUAGAAUACACACCCUUAACAGGUAUGCAUUCUACUAAAACCAAUAUCCGAAACAUAAAAUACAUAAAUUACUUUUUAAAUGUGUAUAAAUUGUUUUUAUCUUAGCAACAGUUAAAAUUGUUAGUUUUAACGAAUAUCUUAGAGUCUGUUUACAGUCCAUUAUAUUAGUUUUGGGGUUAAAGAUGAUUAAUUUUAGAUAUCUCUGUUAAGCUUUGGACUUUAUGGAUUUGUUUGAAUAAAACGUAAAAAGAUA
Molecule: messenger RNA, 3314 nt
Organism: Macrosteles quadrilineatus (aster leafhopper)
Lineage: Eukaryota; Metazoa; Arthropoda; Insecta; Hemiptera; Cicadellidae
Product: calbindin-32
Exons: 14
Coding region: 103-1041 (312 amino acids)
Biological process (GO): regulation of long-term synaptic potentiation; regulation of presynaptic cytosolic calcium ion concentration
Cellular component (GO): synapse; terminal bouton; dendrite
Molecular function (GO): calcium ion binding
Source: RefSeq, a predicted model, not a curated record